Cyclocybe aegerita is the source of this 1542-nucleotide messenger RNA. The record is from the annotation of a GenBank genome assembly. Lineage: Eukaryota; Fungi; Basidiomycota; Agaricomycetes; Agaricales; Hemipholiotaceae.
AUGGCAGAUGAGGCAGCUGGUGUCGCGCUACCCAGCAAAGCUUCUAAGGGAAAACGACCUGCCGACUCUGAAGCCCGACGUCCAUCUCAAGAUAGACCAAGCAAAAUAGCCGGUGCACGUGGAAACAGUCAAGCAGGGCCCUCCCUUUCACUACCUCGGAAAGAUUCAGACAGUCGAUCUGAGAGUGGUGCAGAGUCUACCUCGCAUCAUCAGAUCUGGUAUCCCCCGCAGGCUGCCUACGCGGAUGAAGAUCCAGAAGAAGAAGCUCAGGCGAAUCUGACCAUCAAGCCAUCAGUACAGGCUUCUGAGCCGCCCAAGGAUGCCAGUGCCACACCCAACGAGGCUCAGCGCCUAAUAGAGCAGCAGCAGCUCGACGAAUGGAGGCAGUAUCCCCCAUUCCCUUCUGCAUAUCCGCCAACGCCGAUAACGACAACGGCGAGGCUCAUCCCAAGCUCGAUGGCUUUACCGUCCUCGCUGUACCCGCCAAUCGAAGAAGAGAUGGCUCAGCAGGAUUUUCGCCAGUCGCUCCUGCCACAGCGUGAACCCUUGAAUCCCACUCACGCGCGUGACUCGAGCGACAGAGACACCACCAACUUCGGGAUUUACCACUAUCUUGCCAACCAGCAACUCGCCAAGGACACGGACGACAGCAUAUCGACGUCAGACGACUAUGAAGAUGAGGACGAGGACGCGUUCAACGUGACACUGAGGACGCCCCUACCUCCGCAGGGCUCGGUGCGGUCACAGAUACACUCAAGACGCUUCGUGUCGAUGAUAUCGGCCUCGUCGGUUGCGAGUGUACCGAGCAGGUCGUCCGCACUGACCACGGUCGACUCUCUGAGGACGCAGACGUCGUCCGACUCUUCCUCAGCACCUGGGCCAGCCAUGCUGUCCUCAACCGUCAUAGGAAAGAAGCGGUCGUACCCCAAGACCAGGCCUCUAAGCACCAAGAACCGGGUACGCCAAGUCGAGGACGAAGGCUCUGAAGAGGAACCUGAGGACCUCUCCGAUUCUGAGCGCCCAAAGACCACCUCCGCUCCGCGACUUCCUCCUCCUACGCGGAAGCUUACCUCAGACACCCUCCGGCCUCUGGCAAGCGCCAGCGAUACCGCCGAUGACGCCCUCGCUCCCUCCUCGGUAAGCAGCCGCUCCGACACCGAGGACCAGGCCGCCGAGGAACGAGAGGAACAAGAGGAGCACGACCCCGCUAUACCACCUGAGGAGAAGAGGAGGAAGGUCGUGCGCUCGCAGCACCUUCGGGCGGUAACUGCGUCGAGGCCUGUUCGGCCCCGCGUAGCGAGGUAUGCGUCGCCACCGCCCAAACAACCGUUGAAGCUCAGGCCGACAGAGUCAUCGGCUGCGGCGAGGUCGAAGAGAGGUGCUGUGCGUUCGAAAGCUGGUUCGAGUGCAAAUACGCAGGCGAAGACAAAGGAGAAGCCUAUUAGUUCAUCCGGUGCUUCGUCGCCAGCGUCUAUGUCUGCAGGCGCCCCGCACGGCGCUUCCACCAAGCCAGCUUCUGGAACGACCAGCAGAAGAAAGUGA